UUCCUUGGUGCUGUUUUUUUUAUUGGUUAUAUGACAUUUAUUUAGUUGAAUGUGUCGAUAUGUUCGGAACAAAUUGAUUUUUGUUUUACAUCAUCAAUCUAAUAUGUUCCGAAUGUUAUUCACAUCCAAUUUUAAUUAAUUGUCAUAUUAUAAUCAUCACCGGGCUAGCAUUCAUCCGGUUUUUUUGAACAUUUUAAACAACACACAUCGAAACAGAAUUUUUCUUAAUUCCAAUUCAGUAAUGUCAUCUUGUGACGAAAAAUAUUAAUUUUUAUUGACAAAAAAAAUUAAGAAUAAACGAUAAUCAUCCAUCUGGUGACAGUGAUCAUCGUUAAACAAUCAAAUUUCCACGUAUAAACACUUGGUUACAACAUUCUUCAACAAAAAAAAUUUCGUCUGUUGGUUGUGUAUUAACUAAAAAUGUUUGACAUUGGAUUCCAAAAAGUUAAAGCAAAAUCGUAUUGAAACAUAUAUAAAAGGAAAUAAAUAAAUUCAUUGUUGGCCGUUGACCGAAUUGGUUUUAUCGGAAAAUCACCAUUAUCAGCUAAUUCAAAACAAUCAAUCAAUCUGUUUUAUUAUGUGCUGCAUGAAUUUAUGAAUAAUUUUAAUGAAUAUGUAGAAAUAUUUCCUUGAAUGAUCAAAGAAAAACAUCCAUCAAGUGCUGGCUAUAAAUAAUGACAGAACAAAUCUUACAUCUAAGCUAUCCAUAAUUUUUUUUGCGAAAUUGAAUACUGAUUGAGCACUGAAAUUCAUUUUUCCUUAGCCAUUCAGUCAAACAUCCAUUCAUUUAUAAACGAUUAGAAUUUUAUACGCCAGUCAUUUUGAUUUAUUUUUUGUUUUCUUUUGUAACUGCAUACAGCGUUUACAGCUGACAACAAAAUGAAGAAAAAUCAUUUCUGGAUGCUACCGUUGUUCUUAGCUCUAACCAAUGUAUUGGCCUGUUUUGUACCGUAUGCCAUUUCCGUUCAUACCGGAUUUGUGGAUCCAAUAUUACCUUAUGUUAGUGAUGCGGGUUCCGGUCCAAUUGCCGCUCAUUAUUUUGGUUUAUUUUUGGACAUGUGUGCUUUUUUAGUAAUGAUCAUCGGAUGGAUUCGUUAUAAACAGUUAAAUUUUUAUUUUGAAAAUAUCAAAACCAACGUAAUCAAUGUUGAUUGCGAUAUGGCUAAAUUGGAAACUCUGAAUCGACGAUUAUUAUAUGCAUUUUUUCUUACUGCCUGGGGUUUGAUUGGCGUUGGGAAUUUUCGUCUAUCCGAAACAUUUUAUCUGCAUUGGAUGUUUGCCUUUUUGAUCAUUUUUCCAACUUCAUAUUACUUGUAUUUUACGUGUUAUAUGUCACGCAUAUUGUCUCGAUUUGGUAUCGAAUCGUAUCCUGUUUCAUUAAUUAUUCUUCUUAUAUCGCAGAUUAUAAUUUUCAUUCUUUUCGUUAUUAUGAUCAUUAUAGCGCUAUACGCUGGUGAUGGUGUAACGUUCAACGCUUUUUUUGAUCUUUCAUUUCGCUUACAUUGGCCAAAGAAUCAGGCCGGUUACGUUUAUCAUUGUUUAUCCAGUGUUUUCGAAUGGUUAAUUUUUUUAUCAAAUGUAAUAUUAUGUUUUUGUCUUUCAAAUCGAUUCCGUCAAUUCAAACAAUGGAAUCGAAUUGAAUUCUGAUUUGUUCGAAAAUUACCACACACAAACAAUCAAAAUACUCAUUCAGUAAUAGUAAAUAAAACGCAUCAGUGAAUAAAAAAUUGAGUUUAAUCUUAAUCAAA
This is a messenger RNA of Dermatophagoides farinae (American house dust mite), 1748 nucleotides long. Lineage: Eukaryota; Metazoa; Arthropoda; Arachnida; Sarcoptiformes; Pyroglyphidae. The record is from RefSeq and is a predicted model, not a curated record.